AUGAAUGCCAGCUAUGACCGUCCUGAGCGGUCCCGGGGCACGCCCCUCACCCGCAUGCUCAUGAACGGCGAGGUGUCGAUGGAAAAGCAGCUCGACCUGACAUCACGAGAAAAGUUUGACCGCUGGAUGAUUAAUGAAGGGUAUCGAAGAUUCUUCGUCUUCGUAUUUGUCCUUGCCCACGGGCUCAUCUUUGCCUUUGGCUGCGUGCACUACGGCCUCAAGGACUCUCUCGCGGGCCCGCGCAGCAUCUUUGGCUUCACCUUUACCGUGGCGCGCGCGUCGGCGCUUGUCCUGCACGUCGACGUCGGCAUCGUGCUCUUCCCCGUGUGCCGCACGCUCAUCUCGCUGCUGCGGCAGACGCCCCUCAACGGCGUGGUCCAGUUUGACAAGAACAUUACCUUUCACAUCACCACGGCCUGGUCCAUUGUGUUUUGGUCGUGGGUGCACACCAUUGCGCACUGGAACAACUUUGCGCAGGUGGCGGCCAAGAACAACCUCGGCUUCUACGGCUGGCUGCUCGCCAACUUCGCCUCGGGCCCCGGCUGGACCGGCUACGUGAUGCUGCUCGCGCUCAUGGGCAUGGUGGUGACGUCGGUCGAGAAGCCGCGGCGCGCAAACUAUGAGCGCUUCUGGUACACGCACCACAUGUUCAUCGUCUUCUUCUUCUUUUGGUCGCUGCACGGCGCCUUUUGCAUGAUUCAGCCCGACGUGGCGCCCUUUUGCACCAGCAUCGGCGCCUCGGCCAUUGGCGUCUUUUGGCAGUUUUGGAUGUACAGCGGCUUCUGCUACCUGGCCGAGCGCGUCGCGCGCGAGAUUCGCGGCCGCCACAAGACGUACAUUUCCAAAGUGAUUCAGCACCCGAGCCAGGUGUGCGAGAUUCAGAUUAAAAAGGAGCACACAAAGACGCGCGCGGGCCAGUAUAUAUUCUUUUGCUGCCCGGCCGUCUCGCUGUGGCAGUACCACCCGUUUACGCUGACGAGCGCGCCCGAGGAGGACUACAUCAGCAUACACAUGCGCUGCCAGGGCGACUUUACCAUGGCCGUGUCGGCGGCACUCGGCUGCGAAUGGGGUAAAAAGGGCGGCGGCGACGAGGCGAGCAAGGUGGUGGGCGUCGAGGGGGCCGCCGUGGGGGACCCGUCGACCAACAACGGCGUCGAUCCGGCCCUGCGCCGCGUGCUGCCGCGCGUCUACAUUGACGGGCCCUUUGGCUCGGCGUCUGAAGACGUCUUCAAGUACGAAGUGUCGGUGCUCGUCGGCGCGGGCAUCGGCGUCACGCCCUUUGCCUCGAUCCUCAAGUCCAUCUGGUACCGCAUGAACUACCCGCAGCAAAAGACGCGCCUGUCCAAGGUGUACUUUUUCUGGAUCUGCCGCGACUUUGGCUCGUUUGAGUGGUUCCGCUCGCUGCUCAUGGCCGUCGAGGCCCAAGACGUCGAGCACCGCAUCGAGAUUCACACCUACCUCACGGCCAAGAUUAAGAGCGACGACGCGACCAACAUCAUGAUCAACGACGCCGACGCAGAGGCGGACGCCAUUACGGGCCUGCGCAGCCCGACAAACUUUGGCCGCCCCAACUGGGACAUGAUCUUCAAGGGCAUCCGCAAGCUGCACGCGCCGGGCGAGACGGGCGUCUUCUUUUGCGGGCCAAAGGGCCUGGGCAGCUCCUUGCACGUGUACUGCAACAAGUAUUCCGAACCUGGAUUUUCGUUUGUCUGGGGUAAAGAAAACUUUUAA
Messenger RNA from Beauveria bassiana ARSEF 2860, 1731 nucleotides. RefSeq names its product NADPH oxidase. The record is from RefSeq and is a predicted model, not a curated record. Gene Ontology annotation, cellular component: NADPH oxidase complex; plasma membrane. The transcript has 3 exons. Gene Ontology annotation, biological process: defense response; superoxide anion generation. Gene Ontology annotation, molecular function: superoxide-generating NAD(P)H oxidase activity. NCBI's taxonomy places the organism in Eukaryota, Fungi, Ascomycota, Sordariomycetes, Hypocreales, Cordycipitaceae. Bases 1 to 1731 code for a protein of 576 amino acids.